Messenger RNA from Lycium ferocissimum, 562 nucleotides. RefSeq names its product glycine-rich RNA-binding protein GRP1A-like. The coding region runs from base 80 to 547 and encodes 155 amino acids. The record is from RefSeq and is a predicted model, not a curated record. Gene Ontology annotation, molecular function: RNA binding. The transcript is spliced from 2 exons. Lineage: Eukaryota; Viridiplantae; Streptophyta; Magnoliopsida; Solanales; Solanaceae.
UCAAUUUCACCGCAUCUCUUCUUUUCAGAUAUUUUUUUUUUCAUUAGGGUUUGUCUUUAUAUUUUCCUAGGGUUUUAUAAUGGCGGCUGAAGUUGAGUACAGUUGUUUCGUUGGUGGUCUAGCAUGGGCCACCACAGAUAGAACCCUAGCUGAUGCUUUCGGUACUUAUGGCGAAGUAGUCGAUUCCAAGAUCAUUAACGACAGAGAAACUGGCAGAUCUAGAGGAUUCGGCUUCGUUACCUUCAAGGAUGAGAAAUCAAUGAAGGAUGCAAUUUCAGCAAUGAACGGUCAGGAACUUGACGGCCGUAACAUCACCGUUAACGAAGCUCAGGCUCGCGGUAGCGGCGGCGGUGGAGGUGGCGGUUUCGGCGGUGGCCGACGUCAAGGAGGCGGCGGAGGUUACGGAGGAGGCGGCGGUGGAUACGGCGGCGGUGGUGGUUAUGGAGGUGGCCGCCGUGAAGGUGGCGGGGGAGGCUACGGUGGCCGACGUGAAGGUGGUGGUGGCGGUUAUGGCGGAGGUGGAUAUGGCGGUGGUGACCGUUAUUAGAUAGUUUGGUUGAGU